CUAUAAGACCCUCCCUCUUCCAUUGUUAUACCUCAACGUAUUUACAAACUCACAUUGGCUGGUCCAACGUGCUAACAAAGAUUCCAAGGCUUGCGCGACUCUCGUUAUCCCUCACUCGGUACACUCAACCCUUCCAGCCCCGACGCCACCCCACCACGCACUUCCUCCCUCCCCUACCCCAACUCUGCCAGCUCUACACCCUACACCGACACCUACCCCACCCAAGCAUAUCCCAUCGCAAUGCCAAUGCCCAUGAUGACCCAAGCCCCCGGCCCGCGCCCCGUUCUCAACCCCGAUGCCCACCUUCCCAUCCCUUCUGAAAACUACUUCCCCAUCACCGAAACCAGCAGCGCGGAUCAAGGCAAGACGACGUGGGAGGAGAUGGCGGCGCAGCAAGCGGCGAGGAAGAAGAAGAGGAUGUGGAUUAUAGCGGGAGUCCUUCUGGCUGUAGCGGCGGUGGCGGCCAUCGUCAUUGGUGUCAUUGUGAGCCAGACCAACAAGAGCAGUGACAACGAUGGGAGCACCAAGUCGGGGAGUAAUAGCACGUUGACGGUUGGGGAUGAUGCGAGUGAUUUCGAAAAGGAUAGCAGGCUGCAUCAAAGCUUUUGGGGGUUUGCUUAUACGCCUCAGAAUGUGCUGCUUCCGUGGUGUGGUGCUAGUCAGUCAAAUGUUACCCGAGAUAUCCAGCUCCUCUCUCAGAUCACUUCGCGUAUCCGUCUCUACGGCGCCAACUGCAACCAAACUGCCAUGGUCCUCCAAGCUAUCCAGGAUACAAAAGUCAACAUGACUGUAUGGCCUGCUAUCUAUGUCGAUUCGAAUGAGACGGCCUAUGACGACCAAGUCACUGCACUCACCGACGCCCUCAAAACUUACGGCACCGAUCACAUCUCUGGCGUGACAGUGGGUAACGAAUACAUCCUCGACACCGCCGGGAGCGACUCGAACACCUCCUCCACCUACCUCUCUGCCGUCAGCACCAUCACCGACAAGAUCGCUGAAGUUAAUAGCACGAUUCAAGCGCUGGGGCUGGACAAGGUGUUGCCGGUGGGGACGUCGGAUGCGGGGAGUAUCAUGAGUAAGACGCUUGGAGAGGGGGUUGAUUACUUUAUGGCCAACGUCCAUCCAUACUUUGGCUCCCUAGCAAUCGACGACGCAGCAGCAUGGACAACCUCCUUCUUUGAAGAAUAUGACGUCGCCGUAGCUGCCAUAGCGUCCAACAAGCCUGCUACCUACAUUGCCGAGACGGGCUGGCCGACGGGGAGCGAUGAUGAGGAGGAUAGUAAUAGUGGGGCGGGGAGUCCGCAGGGGGAUGCGAGUGUUGCGAAUUUGCAAACAUUUUUGGAUACGUUUGUGUGUCAGGCGAAUAACAAUGGUACCGAAUACUUCUAUUUCGAAGCUUUCGACGAACCAUGGAAAGCGGAAUAUGGCGGUACAGAACCUUAUUGGGGUCUUUUCGACUCUGAUAGGAACCUCAAGAAUAUUACUAUCCCGCAAUGUUCAUAAGCCUGGAGAGUCUUACCACUCAAACCGCGACGACUGGGAAGUUGUUAUCUCAACUCAGGCAGAGAAGAAUAAAGGGGAGGAAGGAGAGAAGAAACGGACAAUAUCAGAAGGAAGAAGGCUUUUUUCACGCAUGAUACAUCAAGGACUCAUAUUUCGCUAUUUCAUUCCUUUACCCAUAACCACCAUGUUUUCAUAUUCUUCAUCAUCCUUUCCAACUUUUAUACGCUCUUUGGACUAUUUGGACAUUUGUCACUAGCAUAUCAUUCAUGUAUUCCGCAAUUCUGAGGGUUUUAUGGUGACUUGACGGGCAAACAAGACAGAGAUGUACAG
Messenger RNA from Cryptococcus amylolentus CBS 6039, 1833 nucleotides. RefSeq lists its product as hypothetical. Gene Ontology annotation, molecular function: hydrolase activity, hydrolyzing O-glycosyl compounds. The transcript is spliced from 10 exons. Gene Ontology annotation, biological process: carbohydrate metabolic process. Lineage: Eukaryota; Fungi; Basidiomycota; Tremellomycetes; Tremellales; Cryptococcaceae. The record is from RefSeq and is a predicted model, not a curated record. The coding region runs from base 241 to 1503 and encodes 420 amino acids.